CUAUGGUUCUUCGGAAUUUGAUUUUACAAUUCUAUCCGAUAUUUUCACUUUAAAAAAUUGUUUUAUUUAAGAAAAUCUCACCUCACGCCACAAUAACGGGCUGCACAGGACUAAAUUUGUAAUUUCAACACACAGCUUUAGAUAAUAUAAUUAGGACCCAUAUAAUUUGUUGGGCUCCAAUAAGUUUUCUUUCUAACACAUCGAGCUUAUUACUUCUCUUAGAAAAUCUCUUGGGCAGAAAGAAACACAGCAAGCGCCGAUUCCUCAGAGGCCGCUUGAUAAUUUACUGGGAGGAGCAUCUUCAGGUGCUGAUUUUAGGUGCAUUCAUCGUCUUUUUAUUUCAGUAUAACAUUGGAGAUUUCAGGAAGCAUGGAGGCUAACAGGGGUAUGAAUGGAAUUCAACUCUUGCUUGCUGCAGAGCAAGAAGCUCAGCAUAUUGUCAAUACUGCCAGAAAUGCGAAAAUGGCUAGACUGAGACAAGCCAAAGAAGAGGCUGACAAGGAAAUUGCUGAAUUUCGUGCUCACAUGGAAGCUGAAUAUCAGAGGAAGCUUACUGAGAGCAGCGGGGACUCUGGUGCUAAUGUGAAGCGAUUGGAGCAUGAAACUGAGGCAAAGAUUGGUCACCUGAAGACAGAAGCCUCAAGGAUCUCCCAUGAUGUUGUACAGAUGCUUUUGAAACAUGUGACAACAGUGAAAAACUAGGAUCCUCCUUGUCUACGAGGCUAGAUGUGUUCAAAUACUGUAUUUUGCGUGUACUUUUUAAACUCAAGGGUUGGAAUUACAGCUUGGUGAGAAUGCUUGUAUUCUGCUGUCUCAUAUGUCUAUGACUGAUUUAUUAUGUUCCUCUCUGCAAUAAUUUUUUUGAGUAAAUCGCCUAUGAAAUAAAUCAUCCCUGUUCUUAUCA
Populus nigra (black poplar) is the source of this 904-nucleotide messenger RNA. RefSeq names its product V-type proton ATPase subunit G 1-like. Gene Ontology annotation, molecular function: proton-transporting ATPase activity, rotational mechanism. Lineage: Eukaryota; Viridiplantae; Streptophyta; Magnoliopsida; Malpighiales; Salicaceae. Bases 370 to 702 code for a protein of 110 amino acids. The record is from RefSeq and is a predicted model, not a curated record. The transcript has 4 exons. Gene Ontology annotation, biological process: proton transmembrane transport. Gene Ontology annotation, cellular component: vacuolar proton-transporting V-type ATPase complex.